AGUGACACUCUAAUUCAGAGUUGGCACGACUUUACCAUCAGUCCCGGUGAAAUUUAAACUUAUUACAAGAAGCUUUAGACGGGUAGGCGUUGCAUUGUUAUAAGAAUCGUUAACAGUUCUGCCAAGACACUACCGGAUUCUAGAUUGAAGUGACUUUCGCUCUUUGAUAACUUUAACGUUGCUGAUCAACAAACCGACAAGGACUUUAUAUUUUGACUGACAGAACCAUGAAUGUCUUAUUACCUCUUGCGUCCAUACUUGUGCUGACGUCAGCAGCCCCUGUCAUCAAUCUUGCCGAUGGCACAACAAUUUCGAAAGACGAGAGUAACAAGGAUUUUCUAUUCCUAACAAAAGAUCUCCCAAGACACACAAAUGGCAGCAUCAACUUCCGGUUAAUGCCAGAAGUAGGCAACGGCCAUAUUGGUCACGUGCCAUUCUCGGACACGGUAUACAUGAGCGCCCUUUACAAUGGUCAAGGUGGGAACAGCCACAGAGCAAGAAUACCAGCCUACUGUGCCUUCGAGAUGGACUUUUCAGAUUUCAGACUUAAUGAUGGAGAUAUUGUAAACCAAUAUUCACUCAACGUACAAAAAGGUUUCUUCGAGAUGGUGUCCACCAUCCGAAGCCGCUACCUAAACAUAUCGCAGAAAGUCUACGCGCAUGCCCACGAGCAGUUUCCACACCUCCUCGUUUACGAGUUGAAGAUUUGGCGGAUGGAAGGAGGUCAAGCAAACUCUGAUAUUGACUUUAGAAUCAGGUCGUUAGAUGGCUCUGUUUCAGAGGACUUGAAACUGCAGUUGGAUUCUAAGUACCUUGCAGGCGUACAUCGAUUCGGUACAACAACUGAGGCGGAGAACCCCGACAACAAGCUGCAAGAGAUCCACAUCUACCACAGUAAGAUCCGCCCCUACAUGACAUUUAGGGCCUCCGACCCUAACCCACUGACAGUGUCAUAUGUCAUGUCCGUGGCCCAUUCUGAGGAAGAGGCCAAACGGUUUUAUGAAUCAAGCUUAGUCCACACAUCAACUGCCUACCUCCUCGACCAACACUCAGUCACAUGGACAAAGAUGUGGGACACAGGGCGGGUGGAUGUAGGCGGUAACCUUACUCUCUCCAAGAUGGCCUACGCCAGUCUCUACUACCUACUCAGCUCUCUGCCGCUGAAAGAUGAUGGAGUUGGCGGAAUCAGCGCAGGUGGUCUCGCGCACGGCGGAUCCGGAAAGGACUACCAAGGGCACGUUACGUGGGAGCAGGAUGCAUGGAUAUUUCCAGUCGCGUUGUUACUUUUUCAGGAGAAGGCAAAAGAUUUAUUGCAGUACCGAAUGGACAGGCUUCAAAUGGCUAAAUACCUUGCCGGGAAUAUGUCUCUAGGUGGCGCCAGGUAUCCAUUUGAGAGUGCAUACACUGGGAUGGAUGUUACUCCUGGUGCCUGUGAACUUUGUAAGGCUGCCCCCUGUGAGAUCUGCAAAAAGAUAAACCAGUAUACAGAGCAUGUGACAGCCGAGGUUGCGUUGGCAGUGCGACAAUACGUCUUGGCAACGAGAGACUUGGCUUGGCUGGCGAAGGAAGGUGGUUUCGAUUUCUACAAGAGUUUGGCAACGUACCUCGGCGACAGGGCUACGUACGACAGCAGGAAGAAGACUUACAAUAUAAACAAUGUCGUCGGUCCCGACAUCUACCAGACCAACAAGGAACUCUUGAUAGUCAACAACUCCCUGUACACGAACGUGGCCACGAGUAUCACUAUGGCUUCAGCCGAGUAUAUCUGGUGUCUGGCGGGCAAGGCGGGAGUCGAGCUGAUCCCGACCCAAUGGAAGACGUACCUUGCUAGAGUUGCACUGCCACGGUCGGGCACUCUGCUUCUACCGUUUGAUGACUACAAAGCAAACUCCACGAAGGACAAACUUCUCUUUCCGAGUCCUUUGGCGAUAGGCUACCCCCUCGACUUCGUCAUCGGACCCCAUGCCAGGCGCACCAUCAUUGAGCACUACAGUACAACCAUUGCUGACGAUGCCCCAGCCUACACUUGGGCGACACUGGCCACGGGUUGGGCGGAAGUCGGCGAGUUGGAGAAAGCAAAGGAUGCAUUCCAUAAGACAUUUGAUGGUUUUACCCGGCAGCCAUUUUGGAUCUGGACGGAUACCAACGACAAAUCCAAAGUUGGUCGCAUCAAUCAUUUGACUGCCAUGACCAGCUUCCUGCAGACAUUACUCUUCGGCUUCGGCGGCAUUCGGAUGUAUUCGGACCGCCUCGCUUUCAAUCCAAGAUGUCCAACUCCUGAGGCAUCAUACAUGUCGUUCUCGGGGAUCGAUUACAUGGGCUACUCGUUCGAUUUAACAUUUGACGAGCAGACCGUUGACUUAACUGUGAAGAAGAUGCAUCCACGGCGUCUAGUGCAGUUAAAAGUUGGCGAUGGAAAGGAGUUGAAAAACUUUACAAUGGGCAAGAGUAUACAUUUUCCGCGGCAGCCGUUCUCCUUCCAUCUGCUCGCUGAAGACAAGUGCGGACUACCAAAUGUGUCACCGGCAGACAACGCCGUAGAGCCAACUGCCAACGAACAAGUCCUCGGCGUCGGGGCAGCUCAAAGAAAUCUGCCAACAUUGUUAUCAAUAUUUAUAACUAUUUUCCUGACAGUAAAAUUGACGUAUGUACUGUAAAGCGCAUGCUAGCUUUCAUAAUAAAAUGUAUGGUUGGGGAAGAUUUGAGAACAAACGGAUCGGAGAAGAUAGGUUCAUGGCUUGAAUGCCGCUUUUGACUAUUGUACCUCGACAUGAAAUGUCUAAAAUAUCCGCGUUUGCCGACUGUUGCAUAUCGAUUCCGUAUCGAUCACAACUCAAUCUCAACACAUCUGGAUAACUACAGUCGAUGAACACGGGUGGUUGGGGGUACACUGGCGUUAUAUAUUGUGUUGUACAAGCUUUCUCUUGGAGGAAACUGCAAUGAUAGUGCUUGAACCAGAACAUUAAGAACACUUAGGAACGGUUAUAUGACAGUCGCCAUACUUGUAUCAGAUAUCAAAAUCGACCGGAGAACGCACAAUCGUUUCCAUUUCCAGCGUUCUUUUUUGUACUUGACAACACCGAUGAGAUUUUGUGCUGAGCGAUUUUCCUAACAUUUGUAUAUAAUGUAUGUAUGUAUAUAUAGUAUGUUUGCUAAAUUAUGACCAUAUGAGUAGAAUAGAAAUGUGAAGUGACGUAUUAAUGAAUCUUUGAAUGUAGGAUCAUAUUUGAAGAUUUUGAACAGUAGGCCUAAUGACUUUGCUGGAGUAAUGUGAUCUAGGUAUGCUUUGAAAGAAAAUUUGCAAAAACUAACAAUAAAAUGUGUAUUUGAAAA
This is a messenger RNA of Lineus longissimus, 3333 nucleotides long. Its product is annotated as protein-glucosylgalactosylhydroxylysine glucosidase-like. NCBI's taxonomy places the organism in Eukaryota, Metazoa, Nemertea, Pilidiophora, Heteronemertea, Lineidae. Gene Ontology annotation, biological process: carbohydrate metabolic process. Bases 228 to 2657 code for a protein of 809 amino acids. The transcript has 10 exons. Gene Ontology annotation, molecular function: hydrolase activity, hydrolyzing O-glycosyl compounds. The record is from RefSeq and is a predicted model, not a curated record.